AGCCUACACCAAAACAACAUGUGGAGGAAGUGGCGAGGGUCCCUCUUUCUGCUGACAUGGGUUAUACUUCAAGUUUUAUGUACAGCUGUCUCUGGUCUGAGACACAAGACUGCCUGUUACAACUUCCUGUUGAUGGUCGAUCCUCCGUGUGCCGCUACAGAGAUGCUUCUUCCUACCAUGUUUACACUCGGGGUGUCCUCUGACGUCACAUGUCACAGUGAAAUAACUGGAACAAGCUUAGGACAGAAGGGAGUAGACGAAAUCAGACGUUGCUGUCAACAGCGUGAGAAUGAUACAGUGACAGAUUACUGCCUCCCUGCCAUGAAGAACCAACUCCCGGAUCACUACUACCUGGACUUUGUGAACACGUGCACGGCUGCUACAAGAUGUCAGCUAUCUUCACCUGGAGGUCGGGUAAUGGAUACUGCUGGUGAAGACUACGUAACAUUCACGUUUGAAUGUGUGCACAAGGACACGGUUCUGCACAUCCAACAUGAUUCUACACACACAGGACAGGAGGUGUACCUGUACAACGACCAACAUGACGGGGAGGCCCAUGCUAACUGUCUAGCAUACUCUCAUGAGUGUGACUCCCAUGUCAUAAUACAACUUGCUGCAACCAGAGUUGUGUCUCCCGCCUGCAGUGUUAACUUCACUGAUGGGGAUGUGUCAACCAAGGUGGAAUGUAAGAACCCACCUGCAUCAAGAAACUGUUCCAGCGCAAUGUUUGAGAGCAAGUCCAACUAUGUUAACAUGUCAAUAUUCAUGACAGUCGAUCCUGGACGUCAAGAAAAAGAAUUUCUGUGGAUGCGAGCGAAAUCGGAUACAGGUGAGAAUGUUACCGUCGUCUGUGGAGCCACCAUUCCUGCAGAUGUGUCACUGAACUGCCCAGCAUCUACAUCAACUACUACGAAAUCAACUGCUUCGGAACCGACACCGGUAGCGGUAACACCAUCAACUGGGCGUCUUUCCCAUCGCACUAUCAACUGACCUCUAGGCUGUGUCAUCAUAUUAUUCAUACAUCAGAACACGUCCCUGGCUAUAUCGUAACAUUUGGCAUACAGAUCAAUUCAGUAUUGUAUAGAAAUAACUUAACUUGUCUACUUAAUUUAAAAUUAGAAUACAUACAUAAUUGAAACUUCAUAAUGAAGUCCUAUGAGUGAGUGAGUAUGGUUUUACCCCGCUUUUAGCAAUAUUCCAGCAAUAUCACGGCGGGGGACGCCAGAAAUGGGCUUCACACAUUGUACCCAUGUCGGGAAUCGAACCCGGGUCUUCGGCGUGACGAGCGAACGUUUUAACCAGUAGGCUAUCCGACCGCCCCUGAAGUUCUAUGACACGCGUUUAUCAUUAACAUGCCAGUUAGCAGUGACGCAGCCAGGUGAUUCUUGAAGACGACGAAGCCGAUGUAAUUACUGUAUA
Molecule: messenger RNA, 1419 nt
Organism: Haliotis rufescens (red abalone)
Lineage: Eukaryota; Metazoa; Mollusca; Gastropoda; Lepetellida; Haliotidae
Exons: 5
Coding region: 19-990 (323 amino acids)
Source: RefSeq, a predicted model, not a curated record